AUAAAUGAUCAAAACAAGCCACGUUUAUUACCUCUACCAACAGUAUCUAUCAGACAUUUCCUUCCUUUUCUCAUCAUCAUCAAAACUUGAUAAUAACAUAUCUAUUAAUUGAUCAUGGGUAGCGAUAGUGCUUUCGAUUUUGAGAAAGAAUCCGACGUAUUCGAAUAUGUUGUAAAAGAGGGUCAUGGUGUCAAAGGUUUAGCUGAUACUGGCUUAACAACUGUACCGCCGAGGUAUAUUCAUCCACCAUCAGAGCGAAUCGAUCGCAAAGACACGAUCGACUCUACACCUUUUUUAAGUGAUCCUAUUGACAUAUCAGCUUUGCUAGAAGAAGGUGAUGAUGUUGAUGUUGAGACGAAGAAGAGUGAGAUUAGUAAGAAGCUAUGUGAAGCUGCUGAAAAACUAGGGUUUUUUCAAGUAGUGAAUCAUGGUGUGUCUCAUGAAGUUAUGGAGGAUGCUAAACGUGCGGCUCAUGUUUUCUUUAACUUACCUCGGGAGAGAAAAUUGGCUCUCUCUAAAGCCAAUUCACCAUGCCAACAUGUUUUUUGCGGUACUAGUUUUUCUCCUCAGGCCGAGAAAUCCUUGGAAUGGAAAGAUUAUGUAAGCAUGGUCUAUGUAAAUGACGAUGAAGAGGUUCGAAAGUUUUGGCCUGAGGAAUGCCGGGAUGCUGCUAUUGCUUAUCUAAAAUCAGCCAAUAGAAUGAUACUUGCGAUGUUGAGCGCCCUUCUAAAAGGAUUGGGAGUUGAAAUCGAUGAGGCUACGAUCCGUUCCUACACAGAUGCUAGAGCUGUAAACAUGAACUUCUACCCGCCAUGUCCAAAUCCUGAUCUUACAGUUGGUGUCGGGCGACAUUCUGAUCUUGCUGCCCUCACGAUUCUCUUACAAGAUGAUAUCGGAGGUCUCUUUGUUAGGGCUCAAGAUAAAGGGUGGAUCGAGAUCCCACCGGUGGAAGAUGCACUCGUCAUCAACGUUGGUGACACUCUGGAGAUAUUGAGCAAUGGGAGGUACAAGAGUGCUGAACAUAGGGCGUUAGCAAGUAACACAAGAGCCAGGGUCUCGGUACCAAUAUUCGUGAGCCCGAUUCCUCCAACCACCAUAGGACCACUUCCAGGAUUGGCUGAGAAAAACGGAAAGACGGUAUACAAACAGUUGUUGUUUGGGGAAUACAUGGACAACUAUUUCAGAAAUGGUCACCAAGGCAAAGCUACACUAGAUUUUGCUAGGGCCUAGUUUCCUUGAACCAAAAUUUAAAUUAUCCUACACUUUAAAAUAAAACAACCAAAAAUAAAGAAUUUCUACUUAAUUACCCAGAAGACCCAAUGAUUAUCUAAUAAAUAAUACUUUUUGUUGAGUGGUUUCUGUUUUUGUGCUGGUGGAAGUGUUCGGAUAGGCUUGUAAACUGCCAAGAAUGUUAAAUGAUUAUUAGUUACUUGUGAACAAAAAUAAAUAAAUGAACUUGGUGUCGUUCUUUCUUGAAUA
Molecule: messenger RNA, 1479 nt
Organism: Papaver somniferum (opium poppy)
Lineage: Eukaryota; Viridiplantae; Streptophyta; Magnoliopsida; Ranunculales; Papaveraceae
Product: feruloyl CoA ortho-hydroxylase 2-like
Exons: 2
Coding region: 115-1230 (371 amino acids)
Source: RefSeq, a predicted model, not a curated record